AUGGUUGAAUUUAAACAAGGUGCUGAACAACGACAAGGGCGUUUGAAUGAGGACGCGAAUGGACUGAUAUCACCGCAGUUGCAACAUACAUCGCCGCAGCUGCUGCCGCCAUUGCUUUUGAGAAGUACACCUACAAAGAAGAUUAAUAAGAUAACGUUUUCGGAACAUGGAUUCAGUAUAGGUGAUACUAGAAGAAUUCGAGAAGAGAGUCCUUCAAAUAGAAUUACAACCCAGCAUUGGAAACUGCAACAGCAGCAGCAGUUUCUUAAAUGUAAGCUUUGUGACAAACAGUUGAAUGUCAAGAAUGGAAUAGUCAAUUGUCGAAAAUGUGGAGAUUUAUAUUGUAAUGAGCAUACCCAUUUUCAAGUCAAACUACGUAAUCCUGUGAAAGGCGAAGUUUACCCACAAUUCGACUCAUCUAAUCAAGGAGUUUGGUCAAGGUGUUGCCAAACUUGUUUCACGGAAAGACGGCACACGGAGGUGAAUUUUGUAGACAUCACGAAUCAGUUGGUUACCAAGAGAAGAGAACAAAAUGAUCAAAAACAAUUGCACAGAACGAAAAUCCAACGCAAUUUCAUCAAAUUAACAAACCUCAUGGUAGAAAAGAGUCAAAAUAAACAAGGAUCUCUUUUCUCGAGAUUUUAUACAUUUGUUGAUGUUGAUGAUGAUGAAAAGAAUAUUAUUGGAGUCAAUAAUUGGAUCCCCGAUUCUGAUGCAACAAACUGUACAAUAUGCUUUACCAAGUUCAAUAUUUUGAUUAGAAAGCACCAUUGUCGGCUUUGUGGGGAAGUGGUUUGUGACGAUUCGUAUGGGGUAAGGAAGAAAUGUUCAAUGUUUAUUCCACUUGUAUUUGUCAUCAAAAAAUUGCCAAACUUAAAUUAUUCAAAGCUAGUUCGUACACAUUGGGAUAAUAUCGACGAAAAACUACGAUUUCGAUGUUGCAUUAAUUGUUACAAUUCUAUAUUGUAUACAUGGAAGAGAGAUCAUCAUGGAAAUGGAGUCCAUGAAGCAGAAGAUGUGAUUUUAGCUAGCUAUGAAAGUAUGCUUUUGCAGAAACAGCUUAUUGAGACGAUGAUGAGUCUUUACGAAACAGGCAACAAUACUCCCGAGAACAAUGCGAAAAUCGGACAUAAACUAACAACAUACUUGAAGCAUUUUGAAAAUUCAAUUUUGCAAUUCAAAAGCAAUUUUUUUUACAAAAAUAAAGAUCACGAAAAGAUAUUUGUACGACAUCAGUACCAGUCACUGGAGAGAAUACUUUUAAAUAUAUACCAAAGUGUUGUCACUUUUCUCCAAGAAAACUUGAUCAAGUUUAAAGCCAUAAAUGAAAAAAACCAACCCAAUGUAGAAGAAGUUACGCUCAAAGUGGAAUCACCUGCUGUUCCGACGACGAGCUUGACAAAGAAACAAAUAAGAGAGUUACGAGAGCAAUUGAUGGUAUUAAAUGAACAGAAGUUUCUCGUGGAAAAUCAGAUUCUUGAAUUUACCAAAAAUAGGAAAUUUGAUGAACUAAAUACAUUGGUGAGCAACAAAAAUGAAAUCUUGGAGACGAUCAAGAAGUUAGAGGAAGAGUUGGGUGAAUAUGGAUUUUAA
Molecule: messenger RNA, 1593 nt
Organism: Lodderomyces oxycetoniae
Lineage: Eukaryota; Fungi; Ascomycota; Pichiomycetes; Serinales; Debaryomycetaceae
Gene: PEP7
Product: Pep7p
Exons: 1
Coding region: 1-1593 (530 amino acids)
Molecular function (GO): metal ion binding
Source: RefSeq, a predicted model, not a curated record